Molecule: messenger RNA, 3111 nt
Organism: Scheffersomyces stipitis CBS 6054
Lineage: Eukaryota; Fungi; Ascomycota; Pichiomycetes; Serinales; Debaryomycetaceae
Gene: RBT1.2
Product: Ca2+-modulated nonselective cation channel polycystin
Exons: 1
Coding region: 1-2910 (969 amino acids)
Source: RefSeq, a predicted model, not a curated record
AUGCUUAUGGGACUCAAGGCCGCCACUUUGGCCGUAUUGGUUGCUGCUUACAUAGAUCAUGCAGAUGCUUUCUUGAACUUAGACUUGUCCAAGUCUCUUUCGAUUUCCAAGUCUCUUUCCAUUGGUAAGAGCGUUUCUCUAGACAAGGGCCUUUCCUUAAAUAAGGACAUUUCUGCUGGUGUUGGAGUCUCUAUUGGCGGAGGAAUAUCCAUUGAAAAAGGGAUUUCCGCUGGAAAAGGUGUUUCUAUUGAUAAGGGAAUUUCCAUUGAUAAAGACAUCGAGGUUUCCAUUUGUGCAAACAAAGUUAUUCAAUAUGGGAAGACCAUUGACUUCGACGCAGAACUCUCCAAGUCAUUGGGUAUCUCCUUGGACGUUUCCAAGCAGAUUUCUUUAGGUAAAGAUUUUUCAUUAGGUGCUUCCAUUGACAAGUCUAUCUCUAUUGGUGUUUCUAAAGACGCAAGUGCAGACAAGUCUAUUGGUCUCGGUAUAUCCAAGAGUAUCGGUGUUGAUGCUGGUGCUACUCUUGGUGUAGACAAAUCUGCUGGAGUUGGUAUUUCUAAGAGUAUCGGAGUUGGUGCUGAUAUUGGCGUUGGAGUUGAUGCCUCAAUUGAUAAGUCAGCUGGUGUUGGUAUUUCUAAGAGUAUUGGCAUUGGUGCCAGUGCUUCUCUUGGUGCAGACAAGUCUAUUGGUAUUGACAAGUCUGCUGGAGUUGGUAUUUCUAAGAGUAUUGGCAUUGGUGCCAGUGCUUCUCUUGGUGCAGACAAGUCUAUUGGUAUUGACAAGUCUGCUGGAGUUGGUAUUUCCAAGAGCAUCGGAGUUGGUGCUUCCCUUGGUGUUGAUGCUUCUCUUGGUGUUGAUGCUUCCAAGUCUGCAGGUGUUGGUAUUUCAAAAGACGUUGGUGCUUCUGUUGGUGUUGAUGCUUCCAAGUCUGCAGGUGUUGGAAUUUCCAAAGAAAUUGGCGCUUCUGUUGGUGUUGACGCAUCAGCAGAUAUCGAAAAGUCUGCAGGCGUUGGCAUUUCGAAGAGUAUUGAUGCCUCUGUUGGCGUUCAAAAGUCUAUCGGUAAGAGAUCACUUGCUGUUGCUCCAGCCGCAAGCCUUUCUAUUUCCAAAGUUGCUUCCAUCGGUGGAGGUUUCUUCGAUGUUGACCUUCAAUUCCAAGCUGCGGCUGCCGUAUACUUGCAAAAGACUUUUGGAUCUGCUGCUGACAAGGAAGUCACUAUUUCUGGUACAGGUACUGGUGACGUUUCUCUUACUAAGGAUGCUUCUCUCGACGACGCUUUUGAUUUCGGUGCUACUGUUUCUAUCCAAGCUGAAAAGAAUGGUGACCUCUAUUGUUUACCCUCCAACUUCACUAUCGGCUUCGAUUUCUCCAAGAGUGCCUCUCUCGAUCUCUGGAAGAGCUUGGGCUUCUCCAAGGAUUUCUCUUUCUCCUUGACCAAGGACUUGUCUAUUGAAAAGGAUGUUUCCAUUUCUGCCAGAAACUUGGGCAUUUCUGCGUCUCUUGACAUUGGUGCUGACAUCAGCAUUGCUAAGAGCUUCGGUAUUUCCAAGGAUCUCCUGAUUGUCUUUGAUGCAGUGAAGACUACCGACUUAACUUUGCCUCAAUUCUGUUGGAAGGUAUGUGAAGAACCUGCUAUUUCUUCGUCUUCUGUUGAAACUACUACUGCUUCCACCUCUACUACUGAAGAAACAACCGAAACCUCUUCUACUGAAAUCUCCACCGAAGAAUCUACCAGUGCUUCCUCUACUGAGGAAACAACCGAAACGUCUUCUACUGAAAUUUCCACCGAAGAAUCCACCAGUGCUUCGUCUACUGAAGAAUCUAUCAGUGCUUCCUCUACCGAAGAAUCUAGCAAUGAUUCUUCCUCUGCUGAAGAAACAACUUCUUCAGAAGCUUACUCCACAGGUUCUACCGAAUCUGACAUCUCUUCUGAAUCUCCUGUCAGCUCUCCUGUCAGCUCUCCUGUCAGCUCUUCUGUUGAAGCUACUUCUUCUACCAUUUCAGGCGAAGCUGAUGUGACUUCUUACACUGAUGUCUAUGUCACUGAAACGACUGUUCUUACUAUUACCAGCUGUGAAGAAGACAAGUGUACCACCAAGGCUGUUACUACAGGUGUUAUCUACAUCACUGAAACUGAGACUACUUAUACCACCUACUGUCCUUUGUCCACCGAAUCCGAAGAAGCUUCUGAAACCCCCUUUGCAUCUGUUUCCAAACUUCCCCAGGCUGCUGAAACUUCUGAAGUUGCCGAAGAAGAAACAGACACCGUUACUCAAACCACUGUUGUGACGAUCACUAGCUGCGAAGAAGACAAGUGCUCUGCUACUGAAGUCACCACUGGUGUUGUAUACGUAACUGACGUUGACACGACUUACACUACCUACUGUCCAUUGACUUCAGAAGAAGCUCCAACUCCACUGUUAUCUUUGGAAGAAGAUUCUACUACCACUGUUAACGUGACCUCUACCAUCACCACCUCCACUUCUGCUGUUGAAACCCCAGUAGCAGCCAUUGAGACUCCAUCGACUGCUUCUGAGACCCCAGUUGCUUUUGAAACUGAGACUCCAGAAGCUGAAGCUGCCCUUGAAACUGAGACUCCAGAAGCUGAAGCUGCUCUUGAAACUGACGCUCCAGCUGCUCCUGCUGAAGUUCCAGAAGUUGAAAGUUACGUUUCUAGUGUUGUUGAAGGUGAAACCCCUGCUUCAGCACCAGUCUCAUCUGCCGAGACUCCUGUGCCAAUUGCUCCCGCUGCUCCAGAAACUUCUUCACCUCUUGCCCCAGAAGUUGCUACUUUCUCACCGCAAAACGCUACUGUUCCAGUUUAUGUUCCAGCCGAAGGUUCUGCCAGCAAGACUUAUAUAUCGGGGGCUGCCGCUUUGGCUGUUGUAUUUUUCUUUUUCAACUUCUAAAGUUGCCCAGUUGCCCGCAUAGGUUUCGAUGAGUCCGACCAAUAUUCAUAUUUUCGAGAACAUUCUGUUCAUUAUUAGUACUUUUUUCUUCAUAUGCUUCAUGCAAAUGGCUGGGCCCCUUUAUUCUAUGUAUACUUAUGAUACCCUUUCCAAUAUUAAUUUCCUUGAGUUAUAUUGCACAACAAUAUAUAUUACUAUCAC